CGUCAAGUAGAAGUGGUCUGCGCGUAACCCGUCCGCGCCUUGGUUCGCAGUGAAAACGAAGCGCAUGCGUCGGUCGGGAGACGCCAGGCCGCAGAUUCAUUUCGCGCCGCGACGCCAAGCGGCUCCGCAUCCGUGUAAACGCGGCUGGUCCAUGUGCGUUCGACGUCGGCGCGUGCACGCCGACCAGGACAAUCAGUGUGAGACGCGUGUCAAGUAUCGUGUACCUUCGCGCGUGUUCUUCAACGAUUCUCGAUCAUAAUCUUCGUCGACUGCAUCAUCGAGUGAUUAAUCGAGUGGAUACUUUGGUAGAGCAAAAAGGAAUUACCGUAAGAACGACGUUGUCCCAGGCUGGUCUUUCAGAUGAAUUGAGAGGUAAACGGGGACGAAUGACGCGACAGACGAGCAACGAUCGCGCCUUGUGGAUCGCGAUGAUCGUCAGCAGCAAGGAUCCACGUGUGAUCAAGCGUGGGUUUCAACGCGGUUGCACCAGUCGAGCAUUCGACGCGACACUAGUCCAACCUCGUUUCUGAGGAUCUUGUGGAGAAGUCCGCGAGAUUUUUCGCCUUGCCACUGUGGAUUCCUUUACGUGACUUGUUGUAUCGGCGAUCUGUCCGCGGCAUCUCACGUGUGAUUUAUCGUCCUUACACGAGUUCUCGUGGAUUCUCCCAUCUCGAUUCUUUGGUUCGUAGUUGAUUUCCAGGUGUUGGAUCCUGUACGGCAGAGGCAGUGCGUUAUCCGCGAGGGAAUUUAUCGUGCUACGGACGAUUAACUUGACGCGGUGGGAGUAUACGUCGCGAGUGGAUGCUUCUCGUUGAACGUCUGAUUCUCUGGUGAAACUCGGUUCUCGCAAUCGUCACGCGUGAACCUCUGCUUGAUCCACGAGAGUCUUUGUGUUAUAUAUGUCUGGUAAUAGUGACUGUAGAUGCUACAGUGAAGUUCGAAUCCUGUACUCGGAGACCGGAACGAGUUGCAUAACAGGGUCUCUGCCUGAGUGUAUAUAUAUAUAAAUAUAUAUAUAUAUAUAUAUAAGUAUAAAGGAGGAUAUCGUGCGAAGAGAAAGUGCACGAGAAAGGAAGCAAAAAAAAGGAAAGGGUGGAGAAGAAAGACGUAGCUGGAGUUUAGAGCCGAUUUAACCAGCUCUGUCGGCUAUCACGAUUUUUCUCUCCGGUGUGUGCACCAGGGGGACGGUUCUACUAACAAAACGAUCGACGGUGAGAACGAGUGAACGAGGUGUUAAAAAUGCUGUGUCGUUGGCUCGCCGUCCUGAUACUCGCUGCAUUUCUCCUGGUUAUCGAAGGGAUCGCGGUCACUCAAGGUAUUACAGGCACAUUUGCUCGGGAUCAAAAGCUGGUGGGAGGAAAUGUUUUCGGCAAUCACAACAUCACCAAUGCACCGACGUUCGAAAUGAACGUUCCACGAAACGUGACCACCGCGGUUGGCCAGACUGCUUUCCUUCACUGCAGAGUUCAUCAGCUAGGUGACAAAGAGGUGUCCUGGAUGCGUAAAAGGGACAUGCAUAUCCUGAGCGCCGGCAUCCUGAUGUACACCUCGGACCUGAGGUUUCAAGUGAUCCAUCCGGAGAAGUCUGAAAACUGGACGCUGCAAAUCAAGUCGCCUCAGGAACGAGACUCCGGGGUUUACGAGUGCCAGGUCAGCACCGAGCCAAAGAUGUCGUUGAACUACAGCCUCAACGUGGUCGAGGCACGAGCCAGAAUAAGUGGCCCGUCGGAUAUUUACGUGAAAACCGGCAGUCUUCUCACGCUCACUUGUCUAAUGUCUCAAGGACCUCACGAUUUAGGCACAGUGGCUUGGUACCGUGGUAGUCAGCCAGUAGUUACAUCUCCGCAUUCAGAAAACGACGUAAACGGCGAACCUCGUAUCGCUGUCGAAACAGAGUGGAGCGAUGCCCUCACGUCGAGAUUGAGGAUCACCCAUGCAAAACCAAGCGACUCUGGGAACUACAGUUGCGUGCCCACUGUGGCAGAGAGGGCCAGCGUCAACGUGCACGUUAUUAAUGGAGAGCAUCCAGCUGCAAUGCAGCACGGAAACACGGCAGCAGGCUGGCCAACAUCGAAGACGGUCCUCGUGAUGCUCGCCUUCCUUUUGGGUCAAUUGAGAUAAUGUGCGUUCUCGUACGUGCCCGUGCGUGUGUCUCCGAGCUGUCUGGCUGCGUGUAUACUUUCUGCGCGUACUUAUGUGUGUGUGGAUGUGUGAGAGCGCGUAUGACAGUGUGCGCGUGGCGACUUAAACGCGAACAUGAAUGAAUAUAAACGGGAGCAUUAAGUGAAACUCGAUGGAUUGUUGGACACAAUAAGACGUAGCCAACCCUUAGCCUGUUUGUACCUUGAUCGGAAUUAAAUUGCAUGCAACCGGAACGAUCAUCGAUGAAGAAGCUUUCUUACGGCCACGUGAUGGACGUUUUAAGAGUAAGGUUGACUGAUAAGAAAGUUUUACGUUAUUUCGGCCUUUUCAGCUUAGUUUUUCGAUAAUCGUCGAUGGUAUUUCCUACUUUUAACACGUUUAGAUAUACACACAUAUAACGAUGAAUUUUUGAAAUAUUUACUGAAUGUUUAGUAUUGUUUUAAGAAGUAAUAAAUUAUAAAAUACAAAUUAUAGACAACAUAUACAACAAGAUAAUUAACGCAUACAUACAUAAGAAACGAUGCUCAAAACUAUAAAAAUAGAAGCGUUACAAAUUAAUAAAUGUACUGAAUUAUUGUAAGUUAAAGAAAAUCGAUACAGAAAUUAUUGUUACGAGCAAAUUUUUUUAAUAAAUCAAUUUUGAUAUACAUUUUCUUUUAACUUGAAAUAAUCGAUUAAACUUCAUUGACCGUAACAACUCUCGCAAGAACAGUUAUGAACGAUUGAUUUUAAUUAUGUUUAUUUUUUGUCAUCGUGUUCGAAAUUCCUUUUCAAAACAUAACUUCAACCGUCAAAUUCUCGAAACUAUGCUCGCCAAAUUUAUCAGUCCAGAAACCAUUGCCCGAUGAAUUAAUGAAUUAAGUUUUACGAAAAGAAAGCUUCUUCGAGUGCAAUUUCUUUUUAUUGCUGCUCGUUAAAAAAUGUUCAGUUCUCAGUGAAGGAAGAAACAUAUAUCGAUGAAGGAACUCUGUCGCGGCCGGUUUCGCGUUGGAAAUCGCGACUUUCAAUGCAUCCAUAGGUGAAAACUGUCGAAAACGUCGUCGUAGUAUCCCAGGUUCGAUAUGUGUAAUAACUUGCAAAUUACUAGCGCGUUCUAGUGUCAUCGAAAUAAGGAAACCAAAGUAUCGAAGUAACAUUGUACAUGGUAUACAUUGUAAGCGACGAUUCAAUGAACAAGAAAGAAAGAAAUUGUAACAUGUAAGAGCGUGAACGUGUGCUCGAACAUGGUAAAUUCGAUGUGUAAGUUUGCGAAUUAGUAGGGACGAUUACGUAUAUUGUAAUUGUUACAAGACGAAAGCGAUCGUUCCAAUAACAAAAGAGUUCGUUCGUUCGUGGCAAAGAAAGUUUUAAUGGAUAUUUUCAUAGCUGUGCGAAUCUUCGGCGAGAUAUGAAUUUUCUCGAGAAAAAUCUCGUAUUUUUCAAAGAUUUGAUUACUUCGUUCGAAUUUCUUUUCCUUCCUUUCUGGAUUUUUCUGCGUAACAGUCCCUCAAAAAUUGCGCUAUGUGUUAAAUAUUUAAUUGUUUAUAUAUAUUCUAUGUUUGCUGCUAUUGUUUUUCUUUCUAUGGAAUUGAAACAUUUAAUACAAUAUGUUUUAUACAUUUUUAGCUAAAACUGGAAAACUAAGACGACAAAUACUGCGUAUUAGUUAAUAAAUUAAUAUAUUUCAACGUGGAAUAAGGUAAAAGGGAAAGAAUGUCAUGUGAACAGUGAACACGUGUGUUUCAUUCGCUUUUGUUCAGAUGUGGAGCUUUCAGCUUCCACAAAGAAGACGCCGGCAUUAUUUUGUAACACAGGCCAAUAUUGACAAGGGAUUCUCUCUCACGGAUGCCUCUAGUUUCAACGAAAAGAAAUUCUGAUAUUACAACGUUGCAGGAUAGCACACGUUUUCGGAAGGAAACUCGCGAAUCCCGGAGCAUAUCGAGUUUUACGCUUCGUUGUGUGUUUCUUGAAUGAGACGUGCAUUAUCCGGUUCCAAAUGCAUGAUGGAGAAAUGCGAAUUCUUGUCGAAAUCCGAGGGAAACUUGAAGGGAAUGCGAGACGAGUUUAGCAACUGCAACCUACAAUCAUGACGAUCCUGUUAUUCUUAUUUUACUUUGUCGAAAUAUUUUAUGAAUAGAGAGGGGGAAUUUGAGAGAGUACGAGACAAAAAUGAAGAUAGCACUUAAAGAAUUCGUGACAAAAACGACCUUUCAAAUUCGCCAACAUUUUAGAUAACAAUGUAUUUUAUACAUUUAUGAAAUUAAUCGACAUAUAAAAUAUAGCGUUUCUCACAUAAAAUUAUAACUGACAAGUAACUUCAAUAUUAUUCGAUACACUUUCGCCGCGACUAUUUAGUUUCAUUGCUUUCAAUUUUCGAGAAUUAUCAUUUUCAAAAUUCAGAGAUUUUCAAGACGCGAAUAUCGUAAUUACCCUCGUUGCUUAAUAGUACAGUUUCGAUGUUUUCAUUGUAAAUGUCAUUAAAGUCAUUAUGUAUAACAAAGUUCUUCUUCGCCAAUUAGUUGACAACUGAUAAUAUGACAAUGUUUACUGGUUGAUAUUAGCCCGCCAAACUCAAACAUUUGUAGAGAUCGAACUUUUCGUAUCUUAAUCGUAUCUGGAAAAAAUAUUUAACGUAUGAUGAUUAUUUUAAUUUUUCGUGAUAAAUGGAAGAAACGUAGAGAACACCGUGCGACAAGAAAGUUGAAGAAUGAAAGGAAGCUGUUUUACGGCGAACAUGCGUAUCAACAAUGUGGAUUGUGAAUUUUAUUGCGGAAGCCUUUGGAAACAUUCGACCGUGCUCCUGCAAGCAAAUCCGCGCGAACUGUCUUUGUGUUACAAAGAGUUUGUUUGAUUGUUCUGUGGUGAAAUAACUCGAUCUCGGUCUAAAAGCAGAAGAAAGGACGGUUCUUAAAGAGAAGAAAACAAUGAGGGUAUUAACGCCUGAAUUGAAGUCCACAGGAUUCUUUAAAGUUCAGCACGGUUUUCUUUUCCUGAUUUUCUCUUUUUCAAAUUUUUAUUCGGUGAAAGAUCUUUGAAAUAUUAAUACGGAUUUAUUCGUAUAAUUGGCAAUUACGUUGUACGCCGAAUUUAGUUUCAUAAUGCUAUUAUGUCAGAAUAAUUAGGUCGUUUCAUAAGCUUAUAAAAAGAUUGAUAAAAUAUCGUGGAAAAUAUCUCGGAGAAGUAUAAAAAUUCUUCGUUAUUCGAUAUACGAACGAACGAAUUCAUCCUAUCGAUUGUCAAAAUAGUCUUCCGAUCGUCAAUUACCAAAGACUAUUUGACAAUCGCAUCUAGAAACCAAAUGAUCGUGAAAAUCACUCAAACUCAACGCAUAUUUAAUCUAAAGACGUUUUAUAAUAAUUUAUCAAUCGUCAUCUGUGUUAUCUUAUCGUUAGAUCAGCUCGACGGCUUGUAUCUUAAGUAACCAACGCUAUUCGCUGUGUCUCACCAUCGAUAUUUUUACAAACUAUUUCAGAAGCUCAAACAACUAAUCACCAGAACCACAACAUUUAAUAUAAAACAGAAACAAGCAGGAUGCAAAUAAAAAUCACGUACCAGCGAUUUAUAAUUUUUAAAAUAAAACCCAUAUAUAAAAUGUCUAAGUUCCACAUACAAGCAAGCCACAAGUGCGUAAUCGCAUAGUACUUGUACGAUGAUAAAUAUUAAUAAAAUAGAUCGUUAGACGCGAUCUCCACUCGAUUAACGAAACAAUGUUUUUGUAACGUGUAAUUUUAUGGAAAAGAGAGAGAGAGAGAGAGAGAGAGGAAAAAACUGCGUAUGUUGCAUAACACGUAUGACACGCGCAUGAGUUUGUACAGGAGAACGAAGACACAGAAACGACGCGUGACGAUGGAAAAAUUACUCUGGAUUCGCGUGAUAAAUUAAAAUAGCGGAGAGACGAGACCUCUGGAGGCUUAAAGAGCCGUAAAAGAGGCCAAACGAAUCUUUCUCGUCCGCGUACCAAUUAUUCUUUUCUAUCGUCGAGUUGUUCAUUUCCCUGUUGAAUCCAGAAGGAUUUUCAUAUCUUCAGGCUGCGUCAUUCUCAAAUGGCUCUCGAUCUCGUUCGAUUCCACGUGAGUGCUUUCGUUCGAAUAAAUUGCGAAUCGAUCGAGAACGAGUACCUGGUCGAAUAAGAAAUUUUGUAUGUUCGUUUGACGAAAUAUAGCGUGUUUCAAUGAACGAGAAUCGUAACGAUUACGAUGGAUCUUGCUGUAUCUCGUUGCGUCAUUUCUUUUUCAUUUGCUAAAAUUAUAUUCUAAAUUAAUUAUUUUGUACUUAAUUUUGACUUUAUUUUAUUUACUCACCCUUUUAAUUUGCAUUUAUUUCAACGUUUCAACCAGUUUGAAAACCAUGUUGGUCCCAUUUUCGCUUUUUUUACAAAACUAUUCCAGGAUCAUAUACAUGCAAUUAGAAACAUGAGAUGUUACUUUUUACUGGCAAUAUAUCGCGUAAUUUUCAACGCAGUGCAAUCAAAAAGCAUGUCGCCUUUUGGGACAAUUCGCAUUUUCAUCCAUCCGAAUACAACAUUCGAUCCAUGCCUAAUCGUCUCGUUAAUUUUCGUCUCAUACUAAGUAUACAAAUAAAACAGAGAGCGAAUGUGAUAGGAUGAAAGGAAACAGAGAGAGUCUGUAAGAAGAAUGUUAAUUAGACGAGGAACGUAUUAAAAUUUCCGAACAAGAGAAGAAACUAAAAAGGCCAGACGUCGUCGUAGAAAAUACGAUGUCCACCGAAUUAUUCCCCUCCACUCCCAUCUACACCCCAUCCCUUGACGAAAUACUUUCUACUACAGAGUAAGCGUUAAUAUAAAUGGAAAUAGAAAGUGAAAAACAGAAGAAAUGGGUGAAACAAAGAGGAUUCACUUCCCUGGACUGCCACUUCCGAACAAGUUCUCGGUGAAGCGAGACAGAGUAAAAUUUGUCGUCGUCGCGAAUUUUAUACUGUGUGCAAAUAUUCGUCUGUUCCUCGUCACGAUUUUAACGAUUCACCGAUUUUUUAAUAGUUGUUCAAUGCGUGGACACCCUGAGCAACGUGGAGAUCGUUACGUUAUCGUUAUGUUCGUUUGUAGUUUAUAUUCCGAGCCAUUGUGCUUUUACAAUUUCUUUUCAAUGGAUGUUGUUUAUUGGUUCCGUCGAAUUUUUUGAAUUUGGUAGUUGCAUGGAAUAUUAUCGGCCGAGUUUCCUAACGAGUUUAUUUUGCAUGUUUUGCUAAAGCGUAGAAUGGCAAAGUACAAUGUUUAACAGACAUGGGCAUUGUUUCGAUAAAAUGUUUGGAAAAUUAUCGUAUUCUAUAAUAUGUCCAAAGUUAAUCCACAAAUGGCCUGUAAAUUCAAAAGAACAUCUUAAUGAGAAAAGACUGAGAAAAUAUAUAGAAUAACAGAAAAUUUCGUUAAAAGCUUAAUAUUAUCUGUGUUCAGUAGAUUACAAGUAGUUGUUAUUCCUGGAAAAAGCAAACCAAAUAUUAAUUAUAACACAGACAUCAAUUAAUACCGCUAUACGAGUAAUUCCAUCUCGAUAAAGUGUUACUAUUAUGCGGCUCUCGUCCUAAAUAAUUCAAUUAACAUUUGUCUGUGUACAUUACUGCGAGUGUCUACUAUUACUAGCAUUACCAUGUGUAACGGACAGUUACAUAUAUUUCAAUACAUUUAAUAAUAUAUAAAAAAUAUUUCUCCGUUUAUUUCUGUUAUAUACCAAUCGUACGAAUACUUUUAUAUAUUUAUUGAUUUCUUUACUUAUUUACUUACGAGGUUAUUUUAACCUAGCCCAAUUAACAAUAAAGUCGUACGAAUACCUUUGUCUCUUGUCGUACGCUUUAAAAGAUUUGUUUCCAACAUGAAAAAGGAGUUCACAUCUUUUUUCUCUGUCGAAGUUUCCCCAAACGGAACGACACGUAAUUAAUCACUUUUUUGUAUUAAGCACGGCCCUCGUUGCUAGAGUUCAGGGUCGUAAUGCUCUAACGACGACCUCGAAGCGUGGUCGAAUAUUCGUCGAAGGGAAAAAUGAUGGCAGUUCAGGGCUACGAGAACGAUCAGAGGAAAGAACGAAAUAAGACGUAAGAAAAAAUCUCUGUGUAUGUGUAUACCAUAUGAACUUGUAUAAUUUCUUACGUGAAGCUAAACGCUGGUAAAAAAAAAGAAAAAGAAAAAGACAGAAAUAACGAAUAAAACUGUGUUCCCUUUCCACGACCUCUCAGCAUGUAUUGUUUUCACACGAUUCUCGACGCAUUCUUGUACAUAAUGUUUUACUCUUGUAAAUAAAUUAUCCAUAUGAUCCGGACGAGUCGGUUGAUUUCAUCCUGUCGAUAAUAAUUACGGUAGAACCUGAAGCAUCCGAAUCGAUACGAAGGCACGACGUGGGAAUUUUUGGACAGUUUUUUUUUUGGACGCAUCUUUUCUUAUAAUUUCAAAACAUUUUUCGUAUAAUAGAGAUAUAGAUCGUGGCAGA
Bombus pyrosoma is the source of this 8558-nucleotide messenger RNA. RefSeq names its product zwei Ig domain protein zig-8-like (gene dpr1). Gene Ontology annotation, biological process: synapse organization. NCBI's taxonomy places the organism in Eukaryota, Metazoa, Arthropoda, Insecta, Hymenoptera, Apidae. The transcript is spliced from 7 exons. Bases 1240 to 2121 code for a protein of 293 amino acids. The record is from RefSeq and is a predicted model, not a curated record. Gene Ontology annotation, cellular component: neuron projection membrane.